Messenger RNA from Aspergillus homomorphus CBS 101889, 2349 nucleotides. RefSeq names its product Ras GTPase activating protein IRA2. The record is from RefSeq and is a predicted model, not a curated record. Gene Ontology annotation, cellular component: cell cortex. The coding region runs from base 1 to 2349 and encodes 782 amino acids. The transcript has 4 exons. Lineage: Eukaryota; Fungi; Ascomycota; Eurotiomycetes; Eurotiales; Aspergillaceae. Gene Ontology annotation, biological process: regulation of GTPase activity; regulation of actin cytoskeleton organization. Gene Ontology annotation, molecular function: GTPase activator activity; protein binding.
AUGUCGGUUGCAACGAUGCUACAACCCGCUUCCAGAACUUCUACCUCCUCGUCCUCCUCUUUCCAACCUAUGACGCGCCAGAACACUAUGUCGUCCCACGAUACGCGGUCUCUCCGCCAAUCGAAGCGGAUGUCCAUGAAUGCGCUAUACAUGUCGAUGUCGGCAAAGGAUAGAGAUUUGGAAAUUUCGGAUGACCUAGCGAGAGCCCAGAAGUUUUUGCAAGAGCUGAAGACGAAUAUUUCCUCGCAAUCGAAGAAGAACUUUGUUCUGGAAAAGGAUGUCCGGUACCUGGAUUCUCGUAUAGCGCUGUUGAUCCAGAAUCGUAUGGCGCUAGAAGAGCAAAACGAAGUCGCCAAUCACCUCGACGAAGUCUUGGAUCCUCAGGAAGGAUUCUUCCCUAAUGAUGACAAAACUCAGAAGUAUGGCAAUCUGCUAUUUCUCCUUCAGUCAGAGCCGCGUCAUAUCGCCCAUCUUUGUCGACUAGUUUCCAUGUCCGAGAUUGACUCCCUUCUCCAAACGGUUAUGUUCACAAUCUACGGAAAUCAGUACGAGAGCCGUGAAGAACACCUGCUUCUCACCAUGUUUCAGUCUGUUCUUACUUAUCAAUUUGAUAAUACACCGGAAUACUCGUCCCUCUUGCGCCAGAACACUCCGGUCUCACGCAUGAUGACUACAUAUACGCGACGUGGGCCUGGUCAAAGCUAUCUUAAGCAGGUUCUAGCCGAUCAAAUCAAUUCUCUAAUCGAACUACGUGAUGUCGACUUGGAGAUCAACCCGCUGAAGGUGUACGAGACUAUGGUGAAGGAGAUUGAAGAGGAGAACGGAUCACUGCCUGAUUACCUUGCAAGGUCUGUUACGGCGGAAGCCGCAGCGGAGAACAAGCAAGUACAGGCCAUCAUUGAGCCGCGCCUGAAAAUGCUCACUGAGCUAGCAAACAGAUUCUUGUCAACGAUCAUAGAUCACGUGGACGAAGCCCCGUAUGGCAUUCGGUGGAUCUGCAAGCAAAUUCGAAGUUUGUCUCGUCGCAAAUACCCAGACGCGCAGGAUCAGACGAUCUGUACCCUCAUCGGUGGAUUCUUCUUCCUCCGCUUCAUCAAUCCCGCCAUUGUCACUCCGAGGUCGUACAUGUUGAUAGAGUCAACGCCAACGGAGAAGCCCCGCCGCACGCUCACAUUGAUCGCCAAGAUGCUCCAAAAUCUAGCAAAUAAGCCCUCCUAUGCAAAGGAGCCCUACAUGGCGAAACUGCAACCCUUCAUCGAGCAGAACAAGGAACGAGUCAACAAAUUCAUGCUUGAUCUGUGCGAGGUACAGGAUUUCUACGAAAGCUUAGAGAUGGACAAUUAUAUAGCUCUAUCCAAGCGUGACUUGGAGUUGCAGAUCACUCUCAAUGAGAUGUAUGCUACGCAUGCAUUGUUGGAGAAACACAAUGUGGCCUUGGCUCAAGAUCAGCAUUCUCAUCUCCAUGUGUUGUUGCAGGAACUCGGGACAGCACCGCCUCAGGUUCCACGCAAGGAGAACAGGACUAUUACAGUUCCCCUGUUCAGCCGCUGGGAAACCACUGCAUUGGAUGAUUUGACUUCGGCCCUUGAUAUCACCCAAGAGGAAGUGUUCUUCAUGGAAGCCAAAUCCACAUUCGUUCACAUCUUGCGUUCUUUGCCCCCCGACUCUCCAGUUGCCAGACGCCCUCUCCGCCUUUACCGCAUCGCAGAGGCAGCGGCGACCUCGAAGACUGGCGACGCGGCCAUGGUCAAGAAGGGCAUUCGCACCAUGGAGCUGUUGAGUCAACUCCAAGAGAUGGGAGUGAUCGACCGAUCGGACGAUUUCAGCCUUCUCCGCGACGAAGUGGAACAGGAACUGGUGCAUCUGGGGUCCUUGAAAGAAAAGGUAUUGGAAGAAACUAAGAAGUUGGAAGAAGUCUUCGCCACCAUCCGCGAUCACAACGCCUACUUGGUGGGUCAGCUUGAAACAUACAAGUCAUACUUGCACAACGUCCGCAGUCAAUCGGAGGGCAAGCAGCGAAAACAACAGAAGCACCAAGAGCUUGGACCCUACAAAUUCACCCAUCAACAACUUGAGAAAGAAGGCGUUAUCCGGAAGAGUAAUGUUCCUGAGAACCGAAGGGCGAACAUCUACUUCAUGUUCAAGAGUCCCUUGCCAGGCACCUUCGUCAUUAGCCUUCACUAUAAAGGUCGUGCACGUGGCCUUCUGGAGCUUGAUCUCAAGCUUGACGAUCUACUUGAAAUGCAGAAGGAUAACCAGGAAGACCUGGACCUGGAGUACGUGCAAUUUAAUGUUUCGAAGGUCCUCGCACUUCUGAACAAACGAUUUGCACGGAAGAAGGGCUGGUAG